GUGGACUCCAAGCUCAAGGAAUUCACCAUCGAGACCUCUCCCUCCUCCAUCUCGUCCCUCUCACGCACGAACCGUGCCAGAUAUCAUACCGCAAACAGCACGAAACCCUCUUCAAUCCCUUCCUUCUCUUGCUUUGCGAUUCCGAUUAGUUUCUGCAACAAACGAACAGCAAAGCAGAGGGGUUUAGGGUUAGUUUCGAUUGGAUUGCUAACCGUGUGACAUAGAGCGAGGGAAGGGAAACAUGUAUGUGAGGGCGGUGCCAACGACGGAUCUGAAUCGGAACACGGAGUGGUUCACGUACCCGGGUGUCUGGACCACAUACAUCUUCAUUGUCUUCAUAUCUUGGCUUAUCGUUCUAUCCGUCUUUGGCUGCUCGGCUGGCACUGCGUGGACCAUCGUCCACCUCGCACAUUUUUUCGUUACAUACCAUUUCUUUCAUUGGAAGAAAGGAACUCCAUUUUCUGAUGACCAAGGUAUCUACAAUGGGUUGACUUGGUGGGAGCAAAUAGAAAACGGCAAGCAACUCACACGCAAUAGGAAGUUUUUGACAGUUGCGCCUGUUGUCCUGUAUUUGAUAGCUUCGCACACAACAGAUUAUCAACACCCCAUGCUCUUCUUUAACACACUGGCAGUAUUUGUGAUGGUGGUUGCCAAGUUCCCAAACAUGCACAAGGUCCGGAUAUUCGGAAUAAAUGCUGAUCACUGAACUGCGAAAAGGAUCUUCUGUUCAGUUAACAACAAUCUAUAGUUGUGAUAAUUUUUGCCUUGCAAUCCAAUGGGUUAAUCUCUGUACAUCUCUUGAAACGGAGAAAGGAGUUUCUUUUUUCCAUUUUAUGUUGUGGAUACAUACACCUGCCUUCGUUAUGUACUGAGAAGUAAUAGUAUACUUCCAUUGAAUUUUAGUUGGCAACUAUUUCUGGGUUUGGCUUUCUCUAUUGCUUCAGCCCAAAACUUCAUAUCUGAUUGUCUGUUGAGUUGAAGUAUUUUGAUAACCAAAUUCAAUUCAAUAUGAUUGUGUGUA
Messenger RNA from Tripterygium wilfordii, 1021 nucleotides. Its product is annotated as ORM1-like protein 2. Gene Ontology annotation, cellular component: endoplasmic reticulum membrane. Gene Ontology annotation, biological process: negative regulation of ceramide biosynthetic process; ceramide metabolic process; intracellular sphingolipid homeostasis. The coding region runs from base 242 to 706 and encodes 154 amino acids. The transcript has 3 exons. NCBI's taxonomy places the organism in Eukaryota, Viridiplantae, Streptophyta, Magnoliopsida, Celastrales, Celastraceae. The record is from RefSeq and is a predicted model, not a curated record.